AUCAUCUUUUAAACAACAUGGAGUUCAAGUUCGGCGCUUUGGCUUCUUGACAGCUACGUUUGGCCCUUGUUUCACCGUGCACGAUGCCGUUCGGUAUCAAACCGAUGUGCGCAACAUGCAAGACUACCGUGUCGUCCAUGUGGCGCAAGAACGAGAACGGCGACGUUUUGUGCAAUUCGUGCGCGCUGCGCGGACACGCGGUGCCGACGGAACCCGAGCCGCCAUCCGCCAGGGAGCCCAACGGCAACGGCUGCCCUUUUACGCUGCGCAAAAGCACCCGAGCCAAGAGUUCCAAGCUGAGGCAACAGCAACAACAGGCCAAGACAGCCGCACCCAAAGGAAAAGGGCGCCGGGCAAUAUUCAAGAGAACGCCUUUGAGAGCACCAACAGCCGUAGCAACGUGUGUUACCAGCGAUUACGUGUUUUUUCGGGGCACCUACUACCAAGUGGGGGAUAUUGUGGCCCUAAUGGACGAGAACGACGACACCUACUAUGCUCAAAUUCGAGGCCUGCUGCAAGACCAGUACUGCGAGAAGAGUGCGGUCAUCACGUGGCUGCUUCCCACUUCAGAGAGCCCCAGGGACCACUUUGAUCCUUCUACCUACAUUCUGGGGCCAGAGGAGGACAUUCCUAGGAAGCUGGAGUACAUGGAGUUUGUUUGCCACGCCCCUUCCGAGUAUUUCAAGGCCCGGAAGUCGCCGUACCCUGUGCAGAAGCCUCCGGGUCCCGAAUGUGGUUUCAUUUGGACUAGGAUUGGCCCACAGAUCAGGCCAGUUCCCACCCAGGAGGAAGUGUUUGGAACAGUUUAGGUGGCUGUGUUUCCUGGAGACAUCGGCAAGUGCGUAGAUCUGACUGAACAGUGUUUCAUAUUUUUUUCCCAGUGCUUACGUGAGUGACAGUUUGCUCGAGUGUUUGUAUCAGAUUUGUGUGUGACGUGUUUUUUUGUGUGUAAGCAUAAUUGCACUGAAUGACACAGUCACAGCUGCCACGUAAUAAGCUUAAUAUUACGUAGAAACACGUGAUUUGAAGUAACAACAGGAAUGGGUAUCUUGUUGUUUCGUUUUCAUGUCUAUAACAAGUAUGAGCCAAGCAGCACAGCUACUAGUAGCUAUCUGUAACACGCUCAGUUGCAGUGACAUUAGUAAGAACAUGUACAUUAUUUAGUGCGUACUACUGCCAAAUAAGUCAUGGCCAGAGCAAACAACAAAGGGAGAAAGAAAACUGCAUGAGUGUGCAUAUCCUGCGACUUUCACAAACUGGUGUGCUUUGGAAAUAGUGGCUGAAAGUAUUGGCCUCUGCAAAAUUGGCAGCUGCUACAUUUCCAGGCAGGGAAAAAGAAGGUCCAGCAACUUUCCUUUUAGUUACAUCGUAAAUUGUGUGUUACAUGCCAAGAAAAUAGAUUAAGGAAAAUAUAUGGUCAUCGGAUGAGUAUGAGAAAGAAAGCCGCACACAACUAUACCAUAUGCAUGUAAUGCCUUAUAAAAGUACGGAUCAUGUUAUGUAGUGGUUGCAUUAUAUUCCGGCAUCUGACUUUCGUGUAAAGUAUGAUUUGCCAGUCGCAAAAUCUUUAGCAGUCACUACUAUUGCCAAUCCUGCUCAGCCACGCUAUAUUUACGGUUUUGCUAGCCAGCUUCUAAAUGAGUGUGCAGCUGUUUCCUCGAAAAACACAGCAGUCACUUUUUCUUUUUCAUUUGGCAUGAUUCUUUGUUCACCAUAGCUACUAUUGUAAGACCUGAAUCCCCACACUGGAAUGUGAAAACAUAGAGAAAAAAGUUUCACAAUGUGCCGCACUUAUCCUCUUCACUACCGAAAAUAAUGUAGGCAAGAAAAAGAGAUUCAGCUUCCAAAAUUUAAUCUCAACAAACCUUAUGGCAAGUCUUGUGGCAAAUGCCAUGCGGCGUUCAUGUUUAUGUACACAGUGCACACAUGGUCAGCACCUCUGCAUACAACUGUGUUUACUCUGCCUACUACCUACGUCCACCCUAAUGGCAGUAGAGUAACAACCAGCAAAACCUGUCAAUGGGCGAUUAGUGGCUUGUGUUGGUAUGUAAAUAAUGGCACUUUGCUGGCAGUUGAGUUUAUUUUCUGGGAUUGGAACUUGCCAACACUCUGGCAAAUCUGUUCUGUGGAAGCCUGCAAGGUGGAAAAAGAUUUGUGAUCAAGAAUUAUCAACCACCCAGU
Messenger RNA from Rhipicephalus sanguineus (brown dog tick), 2181 nucleotides. RefSeq names its product GATA zinc finger domain-containing protein 1. NCBI's taxonomy places the organism in Eukaryota, Metazoa, Arthropoda, Arachnida, Ixodida, Ixodidae. The coding region runs from base 84 to 809 and encodes 241 amino acids. Gene Ontology annotation, molecular function: sequence-specific DNA binding; zinc ion binding. Gene Ontology annotation, cellular component: nucleus. The transcript is spliced from 4 exons. Gene Ontology annotation, biological process: regulation of DNA-templated transcription; chromatin organization. The record is from RefSeq and is a predicted model, not a curated record.